AUGUCAGCAUCACAUUCUUCAAGCAUUUCUCACAUCCCUGCUGCCACCUCAAAAUACAGUGUCAAGUAUGGAGGCAAAGCCAUAGAAACCACAGUCACUGAUAAGGCCGCUGUUGCAGACGAAUGGGUUCAAGAGAUCAGAAACAAAUACAGUGGCAACGCCAAAGUGGUUGUGGGAUUGGACGUGGAGUGGAAACCAACAGACGCAAUUAACGUCAAACCAGCUACUUUACAACUCUGCAUCAAUGACAAGUGCCUCAUUCUGCAGCUCUUGCACAUGGAGGAAUUCCCCACUUCGCUCAAGCGGUUCUUCAUGGACUCCAAGUUCACUUUUGUAGGAGUGGAGAUAGAAAAAGAUAUCAGUAAGAUUACUGAGAAGUACGGGUUAGAAUUCAGGAACAGGGAAGACAUUAGGGAGCUAGCCAUGAGCAGGAACAAGUAUGGGAUUACUGGAGACAAGACAAGCCUGAAAGAUCUGGCUAUGGUCGUUUGUAAUAUCCAUCUGAAGAAGCCUGUUAAUGUUCAGGCGAGUGAUUGGGAGGCAUCGACAUUGAGCUCGGAACAAGUUGAAUAUGCUUGCAUGGAUUCUUACGCCUCUUAUUGUGUUGGCCACAAGCUGGUCAUCGGUUGA
Messenger RNA from Neltuma alba, 630 nucleotides. Its product is annotated as Werner Syndrome-like exonuclease. Gene Ontology annotation, biological process: nucleobase-containing compound metabolic process. Gene Ontology annotation, cellular component: nucleus; cytoplasm. Gene Ontology annotation, molecular function: 3'-5' exonuclease activity; nucleic acid binding. Bases 1 to 630 code for a protein of 209 amino acids. The record is from RefSeq and is a predicted model, not a curated record. Lineage: Eukaryota; Viridiplantae; Streptophyta; Magnoliopsida; Fabales; Fabaceae. The transcript has a single exon.